Molecule: messenger RNA, 1437 nt
Organism: Dermatophagoides farinae (American house dust mite)
Lineage: Eukaryota; Metazoa; Arthropoda; Arachnida; Sarcoptiformes; Pyroglyphidae
Gene: ND-42
Product: NADH dehydrogenase (ubiquinone) subunit ND-42
Biological process (GO): mitochondrial electron transport, NADH to ubiquinone
Cellular component (GO): cytoplasm; respiratory chain complex I
Source: RefSeq, a predicted model, not a curated record
AUGCUGUAAAUCCGAAAAAGGUUAAUUUUGGAUUUUUUCUUUCAUUAAUUGGAUUUAUAUUUGUUAAUAAUAGAUAAAUUUUCUCAUUUUCUGUGACAUCAUAAUGAGUGGGGCAUUACGACUUUCUAUACUAAUCCGUUCAAGUUUUUUAGGAAAAAAUCAUCUAAAACAAUUGCCUGCAGUGUUAUCGAACCAUCGUGUAGCUAAUAUUGUGUCGGUUGCAAAUCAAACACCGGAAGAUGGAUUUAUUAAAACAACACCUUUCCCAUUUAAAACAAAACGCUAUACAAGACUUCAUGUUGCUAUGCCAUUUUUGGAUCCAACCGAAGUUCGAAUGAAUAAAAAUUCGAAAAUCAUCUGUGUUGAAGGUAAUAUUGGUUCGAAAAAGGAUCAGGUUGCUGAAGGUAUUGCCAAAGCAUUCGGUAUGCAUUAUAUGCCCGAACCAAGAAUCGAUGAAAUGUAUGUAAAUAAAGAUGGUUUCGAUUAUAGAACAUUGAAUCAAUACAUACACCCGAAACUACAUGCAAUUGAUGAGAAAAUGUAUUAUGAAGAUCCAUAUCAUCCAGCCGUACCAUGGUUGAAAAUUUUUUUCUACAAAAUUCGUUACAUGCAAUAUGUGGAUGCUUUGGCUCAUAUGUUUAACAGUGGACAAGGUGUUGUCCUCGAACGUGCACCUCAGUCGGAUUUUGUCUUUGCCGAUGCUAUGCAUAAAUGUGGAUUUCUUCCCAAAGAUGCUUAUGAUCAUUAUUAUCGGCUACGUUAUGAUACAAUUCAUGAAUUGAAACGUCCACAUUUGGUCAUUUAUUUGGAUACCGAUGUUGAUGUUUGCAUGAGACGUAUUAAAGAAAAAGGAAUUCCUUACCAAAUCAAUAGUAAAGUGUUAUGCGAAGAAUAUCUUAGUGAAAUUGAAAAAUCAUAUAAAGAAAAAUAUCUGGAAGAUGCUGAUAAAUAUUCCCAAUUAUUAGUGUUCAAAUGGAAUGAACCAACGCCAUUGGAUGAUAUGAUAUUGGCAAUGGAAAAUGUAAAUCUCGAUGAUUGGGAUAUAUUCGGUGAUAAAUUUCGUGAUUGGAAUUUUUAUUUCAAUUCCAUAAUGCAUGAAGCACGAUAUACGUAUACGAGAGAAAAAAAUAGUUUCAUUUCGGCAUUUUCCGAUACACUUACAUAUGAUGUCGAUAGUCUUGAUUUGGAUGCUAAUGAUUAUGAACAUAGGGAUAAAGUCUACGAAACUUUGGUGCCAAACUAUGGACAAGUACCGGAAACAGGAUUGAAAAAUGGUUUUCUUAAAUCGGCAUUCACAUUACCAUCACUUCGUGAGAAAGAGGAAUUUUGUAUACGAGGACCGUUCUUUUAGAAUUUAUGCGAUAAAAAAUUUGUAAAUUAUUUUAGCAGAAAAUCACAAUAAUGAAUGAAUGAAUAAAGAAACAAUCGAAUCAAUUA